AUGCGCAACAGGACUCGAGGUCUCCUGUUGAAACCUCCCAGGUAUUAAUGGCUGAGCUCCGCAGACAUCGACAUGAGCCCGGAGACAGAGACCCACCGGCCGGGGGACAGUCCUCCAGGGCCCGGGUAGAGGGCUCCAGUGAAGGCGGCUCCUCCUCGGUGAUGCUGAAGCUUCUGGCCGCGGUGUUCUACGGAGUCAGCUCGUUCCUCAUCGUCAUUGUCAACAAGAGCGUCCUGAGCAGCUACAGGUUUCCAUCGUCAACAUGUGUCGGAAUCGGCCAAAUGCUGGCCACGGUCGUAGUUCUGAGGACGGGGAAGAUGUUGGGCAUCAUCUCAUUUCCAGAUCUGGAUCUGAGUAUACCAGGCAAGAUGUUCCCACUGCCUCUGCUGUAUGUGGGGAAUCAGAUAUCAGGGCUCUUUGGAACACAGCGACUCAAUUUACCUAUGUUUACAGUCCUGAGGAGGUUCAGUAUUUUUCUCACCAUGGUGUUCGAGGGACUUCUGCUGAAGAAGACUUUCUCUGUGUCGGUGAAAAUGACAGUGUUCACCAUGAUCUUCGGUGCUUUCAUCGCCGCCAGCUCUGACAUAGCGUUUGACCUCGAAGGGUACGUCUUCAUCAUGCUGAACAACGUCCUGACGGCGGCCAGCGGGGCCUAUGUGAAGCAGAAACUUGACUCUCAGGAGCUGGGCAAAUUUGGUCUUCUGUAUUACAACGCCCUGAUCAUGAUUUUCCCCACUACGGCGUAUGCCUACUACUCUGGGGACUUACAAAUGGGGCUGGAGUAUGACGGAUGGUCCGAGCUGCUGUUUGUCGUGCAGUUUGUGCUCUCCUGUGUCAUGGGCUUCAUUUUGAUGUACUCCAUCAUGCUGUGCACGCAGCACAACUCAGCGCUCACUACCUCCAUCGUGGGCUGCAUCAAGAACGUUGUCGUGACCUACAUUGGAAUGGUGUUCGGUGGAGAUUACAUUUUCACCUGGACAAACUUUAUAGGUCUGAACAUCAGCAUCGCCGGGAGCCUGGUGUACUCCGUCAUCACCUUCACACAGGAGCGAGCGAAAAAGGCAUAAACACUGAGUCCCGACCAGAUCCUGAAGUACGUCCAGAGCACAUUUCAUCUCAGAGUACUGUACAGAGAUACAUGUAUACAUAUAUCUACUUUUAAAUCAUUCCUUGUUUUACAAAUAUCUCCUGAACUUUGUUAGCUUGUGAAUUUUUUGUUGCUAUUUUACAAUCAUGAAGUAAUUGAGACACUAUGAUCAGCUUUUGUAAGAUUAUGACAAAGAGCCUUAACUUUUAUACAAUUGUUUCACAAUGACUUUUUAUAUUUGAGAAAUUAAUAAAAAUGUAAGUGUAUUUAAA
Molecule: messenger RNA, 1359 nt
Organism: Platichthys flesus (European flounder)
Lineage: Eukaryota; Metazoa; Chordata; Actinopteri; Pleuronectiformes; Pleuronectidae
Product: nucleotide sugar transporter SLC35D1-like
Exons: 13
Coding region: 48-1067 (339 amino acids)
Cellular component (GO): Golgi apparatus
Molecular function (GO): GDP-fucose transmembrane transporter activity; antiporter activity
Source: RefSeq, a predicted model, not a curated record